Molecule: messenger RNA, 576 nt
Organism: Juglans regia (Persian walnut)
Lineage: Eukaryota; Viridiplantae; Streptophyta; Magnoliopsida; Fagales; Juglandaceae
Exons: 3
Coding region: 1-576 (191 amino acids)
Source: RefSeq, a predicted model, not a curated record
AUGGCAGCCCAAGUUCCACAGUGGUUAACAUCUAUAUUGGAUGCCAACUUUCACAACCCAUGCAAAGAACACAAAGAUGAAGAAUAUACUUUAUUCUGCUUGGAUUGUGAUGGCAAAGUGUUCUGUAAAAGUUGCAAAACUCAGUGCGGCAUCAUGCAUGCAGAUCACGUAGUUCAACAGGUCUACAAAGCUUCGCAUCAAGCUGUUCUUCGGAUUCAAGACAUUGGUUUAUUAUUUGAAAUCUCCGAGAUCCAUCCUUAUAGCAUUAAUUCUUACCCUGUAGUCUUUCUUCGUCCAAGAAAAAAGAACCAAAUGCAAGUCAUGCGCGCUAACGCUGCUCACAAGUGCGAAGCCAAAAGUAUGAUGCAAGAUUUAACCAAGGUGGCAGAUGGAUGUGCAAGAACUCAUGAGGUAUUGAUGAUCUCGCAAGUAGUGACAGCUAAUGGAAGUACUGUUCUCCAAUUUUGCCCAGAAAGUAGAGACCAAGAGAAAAUGAUAGUACCCGUUGUUGAACCUCCUAAAUCUUUUCGCAAAAGAAGUAGGAAGGGGAUACCGAAAAGGGCUCCUUUCUUUUAG